GGCUAGAGUCUGCAACAAAUAGGCAAAAUUGUGUGCUCCCGGCCAGCCACAACCGGAUCAACAAGGAACUUGCAGCUUUGCAGAGUCAGGGGAAUGCAACUGAAAUCACCCUAACAUCGUUGUUUACCCCCUAUUUAAACCAAUCUGCAGGGACUUCCCCCUAAAAAAAAACAACUUGGAAAAUCUGUUGUCUGAGCAGUUAUCGAGCAGCGACUCUCUUUCCCUGCGCUGGAGAGUCUGGUGUGUUGUAUUUUUUUUUCCCCCCCUGUACGCGACUUGCAGUUUAUUUAUUUGUAAUUGUCUUGCGGCAGUCUAUUCCAUGGUUUAAGCUGGGGUCUGUAUGGAAGUACUAAGAGCCAGGUCCGAGGAAGACACGUGUACUUUCCGUCAAUCAGCAAUGCUUUUCCACGGAAUCUCUGGGGGCGAGAUCCAGGGAAUCAUGGAGGAAAUGGAAAGGAGAUCCAAGACGGAUUCCCGUCUCGCCAAAGGAGUGCAGAUGAACGGAAGGGAAACGACAAUGCCUUCUGUUAAUUCGGAGAAACCCGCCCUGUGUGCCGGCUGUGGGGGUAAAAUUGCAGAUAGAUAUUACCUGUUGGCUGUAGAUAAACAGUGGCACCUCAGGUGUCUCAAGUGCUGUGAAUGUAAACUCGCUUUGGAAUCAGAACUGACUUGUUUCGCCAAGGACGGCAGCAUUUACUGCAAGGAGGAUUACUACAGAGUUCACUUCGAGUCCCUGAUGCAGGGAGACUAUCACACACAGCUUAACUACACGGAGCUGGCGGCCAAGAGCGGGGGUCUCGGUUUGCCCUAUUUCAACGGAACAGGCACCGUGCAGAAAGGACGACCCAGGAAAAGAAAAAGCCCUGCCCUAGGAGUCGAUAUUUCAACUUACAACCCAGGGUGCAAUGAAAACGACGCCGACCAUUUGGACCGGGAGCAGUCCUACCCCCCAACCCAGAAAACCAAGCGUAUGCGCACCUCCUUCAAACACCACCAGCUUCGCACCAUGAAAUCCUACUUCGCCAUAAACCACAACCCAGACGCGAAAGACUUGAAGCAGCUCGCUCAGAAAACCGGCCUGACCAAAAGAGUUCUGCAGGGAGAACAAAUCUUGGGGCAUUACAGCCACACUUCCCGACGUUUGAAAAUUCCCUAGGUAUUUUAAGAAGGGGAAAGGUUGAUCGGAAUUCAACAACAGUGAAGACAAGGACUAUAUUAGCACACAAUUAAAUAUCCUAAAACUUUAUUCAGAUACAUAACUACAAUAAGCAUCCAAAAUGUCAUUUGCUUGAAUGUUUAAGCUAAUGUAGGACGUAACGUGUUGUAUAUCUUUUACUUUUAAGCUACCAGUGGACAUACAUGUAGAAAAAAAACUAUAAUAUGCAUUGGACUUCAUUUUAAAGGAUUAGAUUGUGAUUAGGGCAGGCAGUCUGAUUUCCAGCGCACAGUCGAGCUGACCAAUUAAAGGGACAUACAUUUUUCUCACUUUCGUGGCACGGACAUGAAAUACAAAGCUUUGUCUGUAUUAUACAAAUCUACCUGUAUAAUUAAUUUGAUAUACAUUUGUAACGUGGAGAGUUGGUUAUGAUAAUUAUAAGCGACAUUCUUAUAACAGGGAUUAUUGAUGUAAGGUUUUUUUGAAUGAAAUAGCUCAAGCCCUUCAAGCCCACAGGCAACAUUUUGGUGUUUCUGGUUGUAAAACAAAUUUGAGAAACAUUGUGCAUGCUAUGAUAAUACUUUCUCUAAAUUCUUUUAAGUAUCAAAGGGUCGGAUGUUAUAUUGUCAGUACUGUUUUUUGGGUGAUGUAUACAUUUUCAUUGGUUGAUGUUAAUUGUAAUAAACAGCUUUCAGUAUUGAACAAGUUUGCUUGCUUAAUGCAACAAAUGAUUUUUUCUAAGAAAAAAAAUGGCUUUUAUACAAGAUACCACACGAACUGAAUUAACAUGUGUUUUGAAUAAAUUAUUAUCUUCCUCUACA
Messenger RNA from Callorhinchus milii (elephant shark), 1977 nucleotides. RefSeq names its product LIM homeobox 9 (gene lhx9). Gene Ontology annotation, molecular function: RNA polymerase II transcription regulatory region sequence-specific DNA binding; DNA-binding transcription factor activity, RNA polymerase II-specific. Gene Ontology annotation, biological process: regulation of transcription by RNA polymerase II; neuron differentiation. The transcript is spliced from 5 exons. The record is from RefSeq and is a predicted model, not a curated record. NCBI's taxonomy places the organism in Eukaryota, Metazoa, Chordata, Chondrichthyes, Chimaeriformes, Callorhinchidae. Gene Ontology annotation, cellular component: nucleus. Bases 341 to 1156 code for a protein of 271 amino acids.